AUGAGAGAAUUUGGUCCCGCAACAUUAUUUUUCGGUGCCUUUUUUAGGAUUUCUAAUGCUCAAUUUGAAACACUAGAUUUUCUCUUUGACCUCAAUGAGAAACGGCCAGAGUUUUCUCCAGCUGAUAGAAUCGAGCUCAAUCUCGACGAAGGGACCCUUAUCGGCUACGAGACGACCUCACAAGUUUUGCGAGGCACAAAAUACCAGUUUUUCAAGCAGAUUCCUUAUGCAAAGUCUCCCGAGGGCUCCCGCCGUUUUCGAAAGCCAGAGCCGAUCGAGCAAUUCGAAGGAGGAGUUUACGAUUCUGUUUCCCCAGGAAAAGCAAUAAACGCCUGCCCUGGGUACUCUUUUGGGCCUGAUGCGCUUUUACCCGCGCUAGAAGAUGGCGUCAUUACCGAAAACUGUCUUGCCAUGGACAUUUAUCGCCCGGCGAGGACUAACAAAACAGAUCUUCCAAUUUUUAUCUGGAUUCACGGAGGAGGUCUCUUUUCCGGAACAUCAGCGUACUAUCACUUCGCCCGGUUGGCGCAAGAAGACAUCAUCAUUGCAGCGAUUCAAUACAGACUCGGUAUUCAUGGCUUUCUCAGCUCUUACAGUCCUGAUGGACUGACGGAUACUCCUGGUAAUUUCGGACUCUUGGAUCAGCAAGCAGCGAUUGAGUUUGUUCACCGAAACGCUAGAAACCUCGGAGGCGAUCCGAAUAAAAUAACCAUCGGUGGGGAGUCUGCUGGCGCCUGGUCCGUAGGGUUCCAGUUGCUAAGUGACAAAUCAGCGGGUAUGAUCAAAACUGCUAUUUCUCAAUCUGGCUUGGCAACCUUUGACAUGUCCCCACAAGAGUCAGAAUAUGGAAAUAUGGCGAUAAAGAACCUCUGCGAGAAAACAAGCUCGAUGAUUGACUCUCCCUUGAACUGCUCAGAAAGCACUGAAGAAAUUGUUGAUCAAUUCCGUGGCUUGAACACGACUGAAAUUCUGAAGCUUCAAUUAGCGGACCAAGCAUAUGAUCGACUGAAAGUCUUCGACAAUCUUGCUGGCUACAACCUCGCUAAUGAUGAAAUAACAACAAGCAAACGCGUGAGAUUUAUCCCAGAAGAAGACCGAGAAGAAGUCUUUGAAAACUAUUUCAGACUCAUGAGCGACGAACCGUGGUUGAACUGUGAUGACAUCAAAAACUGCACCGCUCAAGAGUACCAGAUUUUAGCUGCAAAGAUCAUGGGUGAAAUGGCCUUUGUUCUUCCAUCUUUUGAGCAUGCUCUUCUUUACUCUGACCAAUCCGCAGAAUUGAAAACCGAUCAAAGGGAGACAUCAUUUCCCAUUCCAGCAGCUGGCCAUGCUGAAGACCUCAUGUUCAUGAUGGAUGUUCCAAAUAUGGAGGUAGAAUAUGAUGAAGGAAGCGUUAAUUUGACUCUCUGGGAAAUUCUUCACAGCCCUUCCGAAAAUCCAUAUCCGCCAAAAGAAUAUAUGAUUCAAAUGGCAGACAUCUUCAUCAACCAUUGGGCUUCUAUCAUCAAGAGCGGAAAACCCGAAUCGUCUUGGAAUCAGUUCACCCGCGAAAACAUGAAUUAUGUUGAAUGGACCAACAACGACACCCAUGCUCUGGAAGUCAUGCACUCUGGCCUUCCACCAACAAUCAAAUAUAUGAUUGAAACUUAUGGUCCUCAAGAGACGAGUUCGGCCUUCCCUGUAUCCAACUGUAUCCUGCUAGUUUUACUAACCCUGACUCUUUCCAUAACUUUCUAA
Messenger RNA from Oikopleura dioica, 1737 nucleotides. NCBI's taxonomy places the organism in Eukaryota, Metazoa, Chordata, Appendicularia, Copelata, Oikopleuridae. The record is from the annotation of a GenBank genome assembly.